Penicillium arizonense is the source of this 2655-nucleotide messenger RNA. Its product is annotated as crossover junction endodeoxyribonuclease. The coding region runs from base 1 to 2655 and encodes 884 amino acids. NCBI's taxonomy places the organism in Eukaryota, Fungi, Ascomycota, Eurotiomycetes, Eurotiales, Aspergillaceae. The transcript is spliced from 2 exons. The record is from RefSeq and is a predicted model, not a curated record. Gene Ontology annotation, molecular function: crossover junction DNA endonuclease activity; 5'-flap endonuclease activity.
AUGGGUAUUCCAGGGCUCAUUAACGCCAUCGGCGCGGGAGAACGCAUCUCUCUGGCCAAAUUGGCUGUAACGCAUCUGGAACGGACAGCAAGACCGAUUCGUAUCGCCGUCGACAUUUCGAUUUGGCUGUUCCAAGUUCAAGCAGGCCGGGGUGGAAGAAAUCCCGAACUGCGCACUCUAUUUUAUCGACUGCUCAAAUUGCUUGCAUUACCAGUUCAUCCUCUUUUUGUCUAUGAUGGAAGACAAAAGCCUGCUUUCAAAAGAGGCAAAGCAGUCUCUGCGCGCAGCUACGGCAGUGCCCCUAUCAUCAGACGUUCAAAAGACCUCAUUGAACGAUUCAGAUUCCCAUGGCAUGAAGCACCCGGCGAAGCUGAAGCUGAGUGUGCACGUUUGCAGCAGGCAGGAAUUGUGGAUGCCGUCAUGAGUAAUGAUGUCGAUGCCUUGAUGUUUGGGUCAUCAUUGACUAUCAUGAACUUCUCGAAAGAGAAUGGCAGUGGCACAGCUUCUGCAACUCAUGUCACAUGUUAUGCAAUGGGACAGAACGGGCACCCUUCAAACAUACCCCUCGACCGCCCGGGAAUGAUUCUCUUCGCCAUGCUGAGCGGUGGAGACUAUCUCCCAUCUGGUGUACCCAAAUGUGGAAGCAAACUCGCCGCAGAAAUUGCCAAAGCUGGGUUUGGUGAAGAUCUCCUGCAAGAGCUAGACUCGGAUUCAGACGUGGACACAGGAUUGACCGAGUGGAGAGAGCGUCUUCAGUACGAACUGGAAGAGAAUGAGAGUGGCUAUUUUACGACAAAACACAAAGCCGUCAGGAUCCCCGAAACAUUCCCCGACCGAACCAUUCUUGAAUACUAUGCUCAGCCGAAAGUUUCCAGCGACGAAGAAAUGUCAUUUCUGAGAAGCCGUCUUAGGCAGGCCUGGGAUCGAGACAUUGACCCCUUGGCAAUCAGAACUUUUGCCGCAGAACAUUUUGAAUGGAAUUAUCGAUCUGGCGCAAGAAAAGUGAUUAAACUAUUGGCCGAGCCUCUUGUUUCCUACCGACUCCGCCUUCAGAGACCAGUGCGAGGUGUGGCUCCAGGCUUCUCAUUCGUUCCUGAAUGUCCACCCACUUUACAAAAAGCUUAUAAAUGUCGGUCAAGCUUCGGCACGGAUGCAAUGCCAGAGCUACAGCUGGAUAUGCUGCCUAUAGAUGUUGUUGGGUUGGAUCUUCUUGCUGAAGAGCCAAAUCCACCACUCCCAUCCGAGGAGCCUGUUCCAUCUCAAGCAACUCCACAAGAGGGAGAGGAGGAAGAUGAAACAGAGAUGGCCUCGGAACAGGCUCCCCCAACACCGUCAAAGUCCCGAGUGACGAAACGAUAUGACCCUUUUUCCAUCGAAAAGGUAUGGGUCUUUGAGACCGUUGCACGGUUAGGUGUUCCAGACAUCGUGAAGAAGUGGGAAAACGAACAGGCCGAGAAAACCGAGAAAGCAAAGAAGCCUGCCAAAAACACUCCUACUCGACGCAUGGCACCUAAGAAGAAGGGACCAAUUGAUCCUGGGAUGAAACGAGGAAGUAUCCUGAAAUACGGAACGCUUACCAAAGAAACCACCGAAUUGUCAGCAUCCAAACAGACACAGUUGCUAGAAGCAGCUAUUUCGAAAAAAUCGACCACGGACCCUCAUUCCAGGCUUGGAUCCGGUUCCGGCUCUACUUCACCAGUUGUCGUUGACAUGGAACAUGGUCCAGUCUCCCCAAGUAUGUAUGCUCAGCAGGGUGCCACGCCGAUGAUGUCCUACUCAUCCCAAGAGGUUGACGAUCUCCUGGAUACCUUUUCUUCCAUUACCUUGUCCCCUUCUGCAAAUAUCAAGCGCCACCCCAUGGCAGCUCAGUCUCGCAUCAGGUCAAGGCGCGGACUUUUGGGGACCGAUGGAAUCGAGAUUGAAGAAUCGGAGACCCUACACGCGGAAAUAAAUCAUAGUCCGUCCAAGCCAACGCGAUCCAGGGGCCUCAAAAUAAGCUACUCAAUUUCGGACUAUUGUGACUCGGAAACCUCGAUCGAGGAAUCACCAGCCAGGGCCCUGAUUGCUCCGCCCUCUCCAUCCAAAAAGACUCGAUCCAAGGCAAAGAAAGCAACCGAGCCUCAGUACGAAGAGGGAAGCCUAGCUGUCGAAGAGAUUGGAAGGGCCAUUGAGACCCUUUCGUUGUCAAUAAAGCUUGAUGACUAUAGUGAAGAUGCACCAGCUAGGCCAUUGCGUCAACCUUCACCGAGAAAGGCAAAAGAACCCAAAGUUCGUACGCGGACCACUAAGAUCGAGGCCACUAAAUCAUCUCUGUCUCCCAAGCAGACGGCAUCUGAGCCGGAGAAACCAUCAAGCUCAACGAAUUCAGUCCCACUAAAAGACAAAGAGUGUCAUGAGAACGCGGUGUCAUUGAAGAAAACCGAAUGGGAUGCCAAAAAUCCAAAGCAGACCACCAAAAAGCCUUCGAAAGAAACCACAAGCAACAAACAGGACCACAAAACCGUGGGUCACUUAGAGGGCAUCACCAUACACAAUGGUUUCUGGAGCAUCGACUCCUCGCCUGGGGACUCAGCAGACCCAGAUGGAGUCGAAAGCAAAGCCCGAGGCGGCAAGAAAAAGAGGAUCCCACGUGUGAGCAUCCUCGACUUGAUUUAG